This is a messenger RNA of Peromyscus leucopus (white-footed mouse), 4160 nucleotides long. RefSeq names its product serine protease 27 (gene Prss27). The coding region runs from base 126 to 1196 and encodes 356 amino acids. Gene Ontology annotation, molecular function: serine-type endopeptidase activity. The record is from RefSeq and is a predicted model, not a curated record. Lineage: Eukaryota; Metazoa; Chordata; Mammalia; Rodentia; Cricetidae. The transcript has 6 exons. Gene Ontology annotation, biological process: proteolysis.
CAGGUCAUGGAGCUGGUGUUCUGGGCACCUCCUUCCUCCUGAAGAGGCACUGGGCAGGCAGGGUUGACAGGUUGGGCGGCAUAGCGAGCUGACUGACACUCACCUCCAGCAUAAAACCUCGCUUCAUGGAGCCUGCCCCUCCGCAGCAGGACGGACAACUCCUGCCGCCGCUGCCCAGGGCUCAACCAACCCCCAAGCCAGAGAACAUGAGGCGGCCCCGCACCCCUGGCCUGCUGCUGCUGCUGCUGCCGCUGCUGCUGCUGAUAGCCGGAACUGAAGGGGCCAGAGCUCCGAGAGCCUGCGGGCACCCAAGGAUGUUCAAUCGGAUGGUAGGAGGGGAGAACGCCUUAGAAGGUGAGUGGCCCUGGCAGGUCAGCAUCCAGCGAAACGGGACCCACUUCUGCGGGGGCAGUCUCAUCGCACCAACAUGGGUCCUCACCGCUGCACACUGCUUCUCCAACACUUCAGACAUCUCCAUAUACCAAGUCCUGCUGGGGGCACUUCAGCUGCAGCAGCCGGGACCACACGCCUUGUAUGUCCGUGUGAAGCGGGUGGAAAGUAACCCCCAGUACCAAGGCAUGGCCUCCAGUGCUGACGUGGCUCUGGUCGAGCUGCAGGUGCCUGUGACCUUUACCAAUUACAUCCUUCCUGUGUGUCUGCCGGACCCCUCCAUCGUCUUUGAGUCGGGCAUGAACUGCUGGGUCACUGGCUGGGGCAGCCCCAGUGAACAAGACCGACUACCCAACCCACGAGUCCUGCAGAAGCUUGCUGUACCUAUCAUUGACACACCCAGGUGCAACCUGCUGUACAGCAGAGACACCGAGUCUGACUUCCAGCUCCAAACCAUCAAGGAUGACAUGCUCUGUGCAGGGUUUGCAGAGGGCAAGAAGGACGCCUGUAAGGGUGACUCUGGAGGCCCCUUGGUGUGCCUUGUGGACCAGUCGUGGGUGCAGGCUGGGGUGAUCAGCUGGGGAGAGGGCUGUGCCCGCCGGAACCGCCCAGGCGUCUACAUCCGUGUCACUUCCCAUCACCAGUGGAUCCACCAAAUCAUCCCAGAACUGAAGUUUCAGGGGAGGGCCGACAGCCCGCAGCAGCAAAGAGGCCCCCGAGGCUGGCAGCACUUGGAGAACUCUGCCCCCUGCCUGGCUGCCCAUGCAGUCAUGCUGGUCCUGGUAACACUGCUCACCAUCCUCUGAGCCUGCCCAGGCCAGGCAGCGGAGACCCACCCACUGUACAUUUGUAAAUAGCUCGAUCCCCCAUCUUACACGCUAGCUACUUUUGUUUAUGUUCACUUCCAGAAAAAAGAGCGUCAUGGCCUAGGUGGGGAUCCUUGCUGGGCUCUAGGCGCCACGCUUUGAGUUGGGAAGAUUUAGAGAGCUUGGUUCCUGGUGAGAGGAGACCCUUGCAGGCACACCCAAGUAGGACGUUCCUGACCCAGUUUCCCUGUUUCCAACCCACGACUCUCACCACCUUGAAUACCAAUGCUGUUCCCCUUCCUGCACUGUGGACGGUGACAGACACUGGUGGGAAGCAGGUCACAAGAUGCCAAGUGCUUCAGGAGGGGCCAUGCAGAUGGGUGGAGGGCAUCCUGGGGGCACAGCCUCCUUUCCCAAUCCCACACUUCUCUAACACCAUCACACAGAUCUGAGGGCCACCAAGAACCUGUGCGUUCUCCUAACACUUGAGGAGCCCCUUCCAGGGGGCAACCUGUACCUCGUGUUCUUCCCUUUCCUACUGAUCCAGCCCCUAACCUUCAACUUCGCCCUCUAGUGACAGAGUGGGGGAGAGAAAGGGACAGGGCACACACAAACCGUGCUCUGCUCACACCUAGUCACACGUGUAUUCACGGCAUAUCCAUCCACAUGCUCACACAGGCAAACCCGUCUUGCCUCAGAUAGACCAGGCACUGUUACGUACUAAAUGGGUGACCGUAUGGGUGUGAUGAUGCUGAUGCGUGGCCGUUAGUCUCAGCACUCGGGAGGCAGAGGCAGGGAGAUCUCUAUGAAUUUGAGGCCAGCCUGGUUAGCUUGAGUUCCAGGACAGACAGUGAGAUCUAUCUCAGAGAAGAAAAUAAAAUAAAACCCCGAAUGGAUCACUGAGCACUAGCAGUAUACCAAACCAACAUGAGGAACCCCCUAGGGUCCCACUCCCACCGGCCACUCAGUGGCCUCUGUGGAUGGGCUGUUUGCCGAGUGCCUUCUCUAGACCAGACUGAGUAUCUGGUCUAAGAAGGGUUAGUUACUCUUCUACUCUAUAGAAGAAAACUGGAGCCCAGACAAGGGGACAGGACAAAUUGUGGGGAUGCUGAGGACACCCCAAGGCCAAGCUCUGGGACAUCAUGGUUGCUAAGCAUUGGCCUGAGGCUCAGAGGCUUGGAAACUGACCUGGCAUCUUUGUGAUUUGCCUCAGGAAGCAUGGCUCUGUCCAAAGGUGCGGGGUGAGGCCUGUUCCCACCCACAGAUUCCGAAAGCUGCCACCUGGGCCUUGGCCUUUGUGCCUUUGUCUGGGCCUUGGCCUUUGUGCCUUUGUCUGGGCCUAUGGGCACCAGCCAACCAGAGGUGUGGUCCUGCCCCAAGCAGCACCUUGGCAGGAGCCCAGGAAAUGGGCUCUGCAGAAUCGAGUAGCUGUGGACUCACUUCAGGAUGUCCCCUCUCCUUCCCCAACUGCUCCUUUCACAGAAUCGGCAGGACUGCCCGAGCUGUCCUCACAGCUGGCAGCCUGUCUAAGGCUGAGACUAAAUGGCCUCCGUUUCUCGUUUUCUGCUCAGACAUCCCAUGUUCUAAGCUGUGUCAGCACAGAGAGACCUCUCAGAACAGAGUCUAGACCCCCUCCCCCAUCCAUGUUCCCAGGCUAUUCCCAGAGGAGCUCGUGGCCCAGACACCUGAGCGCUGUACAGGAGCCCCUUAUCUCAACCUGGGCAACGGGACAGCCUUGUUGUACCCUUGGGUCAGUGAGCCACCAGCCCGGCUGCAUCGGCUACACAAAAGGACACAGGCUACACAAGGCUCAGGGAACAGUCUGUGGACAGCAGACAAAAACAAGCCCUCAGGGAAGCAGGAAAAGGUUGCUUUCUACAAGAGCGAGGACAUCAUUCUGGUCUACCAAGACACACUGCACAGGAGGAACAGCCCUUCUCCACACUCCAAGGCAUGAACAGUCGCUGAACGCAUUCAUAAAUACACAAUUUUAUUUACUAUUUUCAGGGGAAACUUAGGCAUUAAACGAUAAGCUGAUAAAAUACGGAUACCUAAAAAAGUAUAAAAGUAUAAAUAUCCCCUUAGAAUUUUAGUGAAUUAAGUUUUAAUAUCAUUAAAUUAAAAAACAAAAACAAAACCCCCCACAAGUCUAUCUACUGUCAAAGUCAUAAAUCAAACAAUGCUAAGUAUCCAGCAACUCCCCAGAGUAUUCCCCAUGGCCAACAGCAGAGCCACUGCCUCCAGGGCUGCUGAGGCCCAACCAACCCAAUAGAAAGGUUUUCAUGAAUCAUUUAAGCCAAACAUUUAACAACAUACAACAGACCUUAGGAAAGGACGAGGUCAGUCCUAGAUGCUAGAGAACUUAAUUCAUCAGUUACUGGCAGAGGAGAAGGAAGAGGGCCUAGGCAAGAAGUUUCCGGAAGCAUUUGAAACAGUGUUAGAGGCUCUGACUUGCACUUGGCAGCCAUGGCGGUCGGGUUGCACAGCUCCCUUGAGAAGCCAGGGGUCAAGAAGCACAGAGCUUGCUUGCUUGGGCCAAGUCUGUGGCUUGCUACAUCCCUAACCAGCUGAGAAAGAUGGGUUUCCAAGCUGCAGGCGCAGCCCCUGCAGGGACCUUAGCAGCUGCAAUGUCAUGUCGGGUGUACAGAGCCCAUGCAGGCCGCGCAGUCUCAAACACUCCCGAAACCCAAGAAGAACUGCAUAGUUAGACAAGGAAAUGAGAGCCAGUGAGGAGACAUGUUUGCGCUGUAAACAUCCUGAAUGUUCAACAUGACCUGGAGUGUCAGCUCCAGAAGCCAGGUGGACAGGCCUCCUGCCCCAGCCUCCGUCCCAGGCACAACAAAGGCACUGGUAGGCGCCAGCCCCCCAUGAGCCCACAGGUGGGGCGUAUGAGGCAAAACAUCUACCUCCCUUAAAUGAUUUAACAGAUCAAUCCAAAAUGUAGCAACACUUUUAGGCAUUUCU